AUGGAUUUACCCCAGGUUUUUUCUCUGAGCAAUGGCCACAAUGUUCCUGCUAUUGGCCUUGGUACAUUUCAGGGCGAUGAAGGCAACUCCAAGGUCAAAGACGCCGUAAAGAUGGCUCUGCAACUAGGGUAUAGACAUAUCGAUGGUGCCAGCGCUUAUGGAAACGAAAAAGAAAUCGGAGAGGCUAUUAAAGAAAGUGGCAUUCCUAGGCAUGAGAUAUUUGUAACCUCCAAGCUCGCACAAACAUGGCAUGAGCCUGCCGAUGUACAGAAAGCUCUCGAACUAUCUUUGAGCGACCUGCAGUUAGAUUAUGUCGAUUUAUACUUGAUGCAUUUCCCUCAUGCUUACAAGGCGGGGGAACAAAACAAAACGAUUAGACACCCGAGCGGUAAUGGAAAGCCCGUGAUAGAUUACAGCCUCUCCAAACGAUAUCCAGAAACUUGGCAGGCCAUGGAACGACUGGUCGACCUCGGCCUCGUCCGUUCAAUUGGUCUCUCGAAUUUUAAUGUUCUCAAGACGAAACGAAUCCUCGACAUUGCAAAUAUCAUCCCCGCUGUAAAUCAGGUUGAAAUUCACCCGUACCUACCGCAGCAAGAGCUAUUCGAAUUCUCAUCCAAGCAUGGCAUUCUUCUCAUGGCCCACCAACCACUUGGUGGUCGUCCGGUCGAAGUUGUUCGGGGUUCUAACGAACCAUUCCCAACUGCAGAUUUGAAGGCACGUAUCCCUAGGUACAAAAUAUCUUCGGCACAGGUCUGCUUAUCCUGGGCGGUACAAAAGGGAAUUCCAGUGGUGCCGAAAUCAGUGCAGGUUAGUCACAUGGAGCAAAACCUCCAUCUAAAAAGGCUUUCGGAUGACGACUUCCGUACUGUAGAUCGGCUGUCAUCUCAGCGCGGCCCUGUGCGAUUUCUGGACCCAAGCAGACAUCUGGGUUUCAAUAUCUUUGAUGAAGAUAAUGACCAACCAGUUGCUGACAGCGCGCCAUGGGAUAUAUGA
Molecule: messenger RNA, 993 nt
Organism: Trichoderma breve
Lineage: Eukaryota; Fungi; Ascomycota; Sordariomycetes; Hypocreales; Hypocreaceae
Product: aldo/keto reductase family domain-containing protein
Exons: 9
Coding region: 1-993 (330 amino acids)
Cellular component (GO): cytosol
Molecular function (GO): aldose reductase (NADPH) activity
Source: RefSeq, a predicted model, not a curated record